UCAAAAGAUUUAUCCUCGGAAGUAUUCAGCAGGUAACUUCGCUCAUAAUGCUAGAUUUCUUCAGACGUAUUCUACAACAUAUUUGAGUAUGCGGCUUGUGUAAUACACGUCUGUUGUAAGUUUCAUACUAUACAGUAUUUCCAUUAACCAAUAUUUCGCGCCAAACGUUGACAAUGGUAUAUUCACAAAAGUAUUCAAUUUGCGUUUUAAUUAUAUUUCGCCUUGGUGUUGUAACUGCCCACAAUUUGGAUGUUCUAAACGCUCAAGUCUUCGUGGGUCCAGAAAGGAGUAAAUUUGGUUACCGGGUACAGUUACAUAAAAACAAUAAAGGCAGUAUGGUUCUCGUUAGCGCACCAACUGGAAAUUCAUCGUACCUGCCUAUGUUGAACAAAACUGGUACUUUGUACGCAUGUAGAACCAGUAAUAGCAGUUGUAAUGAAGUAAAGUUAGAUACUGAAGGUAACCUGAAAGGGCCACGGAGUCAGUUUCCAAUGAUUCGUGAAGAUAAACGAGACGGGUGGCUUGGGGUGUCUCUUACUCGAAACAGCUUGAACGGUGAGAUAGCUAUAUGUUCUCACUUAUGGAAGAACCGAUUUUCAUCUGGAUUUUUCAGCGCUAACGGCGUGUGUUACAUUAUCGAUUCGCAACUAAAUUAUGAUAGUGUGGUAAAACGUCGACCUUGUAUGUAUGAGGAGCAGUCGAGGUUUAAUGCAAUUGACUACAGUUUUUGUCAAGCUGGAAUAAGUGCCGUUUACCGCAAAGGCUCAACAACAUUGUUACUGGGAGCUGUCGGUUACAGAUCCUGGCAAGAGGAGCAGUCGAGGUUUAAUGCAAUUGACUACAGUUUUUGUCAAGCUGGAAUAAGUGCCGUUUACCGCAAAGGCUCAACAACAUUGUUACUGGGAGCUGUCGGUUACAGAUCCUGGCAAGGUACUGUUAUUUCGAUGAAAGGAGGAAUGACAAGAUUUGCCGAUACUAAUAGAUGGAGUUUUCCAACAGACCGGCAGAAAGGUUACAUAGGAUUUUCAGUUGCGUCUGGUUAUUUAUUCUCAACAAUUGCUACAGUCGGCAUAACCGGCGCACCACAUAAACGUCACAGAGGUCACGUGAUCAUCUUUAAUCAAGACAACUUUGAUUUACUGAAGGAGAUACCGGGAUCAGGGUUCCUUUCUUUCUUUGGAGCUGUUGUUGCUGCCAUCGAUCUCAAUGGCGAUGGUAUAGAUGAACUCUUGGUGGGCGCGCCCAGGUUCAGGGACGUCAAAAACGAAGGCAAUGUGUUCAUUUACAGCUUCAACGAAGAUGCUGAUGUAUCGAUGUCAUGGACGAUUGGAGGCGCACGAUCGGUUGGUGGGCAAUUCGGUUCAGCGAUUACUGCCGCAGGGGACAUCAAUAAUGACGGAUUCCAAGACGUUGCCAUUGGUGCUCCAUAUGAAAGUAUAUCCGGUGCUGUUUACAUUUACCACGGCUCUUCAAAGGGAAUACGUACGCAAUAUGUACAGCGGAUAUCAGGACAUUCAAUUAAUGUGAACCUUAAAGGGUUUGGGAGCUCGCUCUCCGGUGGAAUGGACGUGGAUGACAAUGGGUACCCGGAUUUAGCUGUUGGGGCUUUCCAUAGCGAUUCAAUCGUACUAAUCAGAUCGUCGGCGAUUAUUGAUAUUCACAUAACUAUUCAAUUGAAUUCUUCCCGCAUCGAGAUGGAGAAACGAUGUAACAUACACGGGAAUGAAGUUCCUUGCUCGACAGUAACUACGUGUCUCAAGUUCGAUGGGCAUUUCGUACCAAACAUCGUAGUUCUAAACUACACGCUAACAGCUUAUACACCAUCGCCGAAGUCAGACGAAGCAAAGAAAGAAGUAAACUUUUUCCUCACCACUAGUCAUAUGACCAGCUUUGUUUCAGGAGCCCUGACUCUAGUUCAUAGCGAGCAGCAAUGUUUUGACGCUAGUGUUUUGUUGACGAAGAGUUUAACGGAUUACACAGUUCCUUCGACGUUCAAUCUUGCGUAUAACAUGAUAGAUGAUACAUUCACGAAUGGCGAGAGCGUCUCGUCAAAGAGGAGACUCCGUCCGAUUCUCAACCCAUACACGGGUAAUCAAUUUUCAACAGAGGUGCUCCUUUUACGUAACUGCAAAUUCAACCAUGAUUGUAGAAGCAACCUUAGUGUGAAUGCGGCUUAUCAGAUGAGGCGAGGGCUUCCCUAUCUUGAGUUUGGCGUGGAGACUACGUUCACUAUCGACAUUUCCGUCCGGAAUCUUGGUGACAUUAUUUACAGCGUUGGAGUAAUCCUACAAUUUCCCAGACAUAUAGAGUACUUGAGUUUCAAUCCUCUAUCGCAUGAAGCAAUAAACUGUGAGUUGCAAGCUGAAGACCUCACAAUCGAUACAUCUAUUCUUGAAUGUUCCAUAGAGAAGGUGUUCCUACGGCAAGAUGAGUAUCGUUUCAAGUUAGAUUUCAACAUUGAAAACGAACAAAAUCAACAAUCAGCCUUAGCAGAUGAUAGCCUCAUCUUCCAGCUUCUUACUAAAGUUGAGAAUCAUACGUCAUCAUCAGGCGUUUCUCAACUCCAAAUACCAUUGAUAGUUGCUGCUGACAUCGGAAUAACAGGAAUAUCGAUUCCAGAACAGAUUUUCCCCGACAGCAUUCACCCGAUUGCAAACUUCAACACAACAAUUAUAGACACAACACACGGUGGUAUCGGUUAUUUCGAACACACAUUCAAACUAAUAUUUGCCAUUCGUAAUUUCGGCCCUAGUUACGUUGAUUCUAAAGUAAAUGUUGAUAUUCAAAUACCACGUGCUGUACAUGGAGGGGUCAUCACGGUGGAUGCUACAACUAUUAAGAUAUUAGGUGAUGGAACGUGCCAGAAAAAGGAAUCUCCUAAACACUCCGAUGAUACUGGAACUCACUCACAUCUUGAUAAUACACUGAACUGCUCCAAUACUAAAUGCCAGAUAGUCAGUUGUACUCUACCCGACCUGCCAGUUGAUAAGAGUUCGAUCAUUGAAGUCUCCGUGGUCAUCAGCCAGAAUGGGAUGUUGAAAAAGCUAGUGUCACUCGUUUCUAUUGCGAAUGUUUCCAGGGAUGAAGAGCAUGCCACGAAGCCAAUUAUAUCAACAAAACAUGGACUAUUAAAGGUUGUCACCACACUAGUACCGAGUGAUACCGGCAAAGUCAAACGUACAAGUAUAAGCGGUGUUAGUGUUGUUGUCAGUGUUUUUGUCGGCCUAGCAUUUUUACUUGCCAUUAUACUGGUUUUGUGGAAGUGUGGGCUUUGGAAGCGACCAACACACUACGUGAUCAACAACCAACUUGGAGAAGUCGAACCUGUCGAGCUAUAGUAUACGGUGUCGAACCAUGAAUACAACACCUUCACAUAGAUAAAUUAGGAUAAGAUCUAGGUUGUAAAAACCAUGAAAUUUAGUAUUGCCAGAGCCGUCGGUAUCGCACAGACUUUGGCCGGAUCAUUUUUCAUAUUUUUAUUAAUUUAAAAAAUAUAUGUACCUGUUAGCUAUAAAUUUUAUAAAUUAAUUAAUAAUUUUUUCACCACAAUAUCAUUCUAAUGUUAUUUUUAAAUAAACGUUCACCAUGUGGGUGUUGUAGUGCACUGUAAUCUAGGCAUUUUACGCCCGUGUUAUAAAUUAAUCGAACACUUUUUUGACAAUCCUUAAUUGUAGUAGUUAUGAUUAUUUUUGAAAAUGUUUAGCGGUAUAAUAAUAAAUUAACAAUUGACUAUACAGUA
Molecule: messenger RNA, 3739 nt
Organism: Anneissia japonica
Lineage: Eukaryota; Metazoa; Echinodermata; Crinoidea; Comatulida; Comatulidae
Product: integrin alpha-9-like
Exons: 25
Coding region: 174-3338 (1054 amino acids)
Biological process (GO): cell-matrix adhesion; cell-cell adhesion; integrin-mediated signaling pathway
Cellular component (GO): integrin complex; external side of plasma membrane
Molecular function (GO): integrin binding
Source: RefSeq, a predicted model, not a curated record